ACGUUUAAAUAAUUUGUGUAAUGAAGACUGUGACCUGUGAGACGCAGAUGAGUCGUUUCAAUUGCCCCGUCAUAUUAUAAAACGGUUGGAGUGAGGGGAAUGAAUUGGAGAUAAACGCGCAGCACUAAAGUAUUGCUCGUAGAUCAGCACAGGGUUCGAGGCGACUUUUUUCAUGGUGAACCCAUAGACAGCAGCUCAAAGGGACACCGUGUUGCGCUUACCAUGGUGCUGGAGCGGACACUUCUUGCUGCCAGGCAGGGAGAUGUGCAAACUCUGAAACUGCAGAUGGCCGAAAAAGUGCUCACGGCCGAGGUGAAGGACUUGCUCGGAGCAUCGCCUGUGCACCACGCAUCCCGGGCGGGGAAGUUGGCGUGCCUGCGUUACUUGGUGGAAGAAGCAGGUCUGCCAGGGAACAGUCUUGCAAAUAAUGGCGCUAACCCAGCACACGACGCAGCUGCCACGGGCAACCUGACAUGCCUGCAAUGGCUACUGACCCAAGGAGGCUGUCGUGCCACGGACAAAGACAGCUCUGGAGCCACAGUUCUGCACCUUGCCGCACGUUUCAGUCACCAUGAGAUCACGGAGUGGUUGCUGAAGAGCAGUGAGGGUGACCCCAGUGUCUCCACGGAGUCUGGAGCCCUUCCUGUGCACUACGCCGCCGCCAAGGGCGACCUCCCCUCCCUGCGACUGCUGCUGGACCACAGCCCAAAUGUUGUCAAUUUCCAAACCAAAAACGGUGCCACGCCCCUUUACCUGGCCUGCCAGGAGGGUCACCUGGAGGUUGUCCAGUACCUGGUGAAGGACUGUGGGGCCGACCCCACCAUAAGGGCCAAUGAUGGGAUGACCCCCCUGCAUGCCGCCGCCCAGAUGGGACACAACACUGUUAUCGUUUGGCUGAUGAGCUUCUCGGAUGUCAGCCUGGCCGACAAGGACAACGACGGUGCCACUGGCAUGCACUUUGCAGCCAGCCGCGGCCAUGCCAAGGUGCUGAGCUGGCUGCUGCUUCAUGGGGGAGAGAUCGUCAUGGACAGCUGGGGGGGUACGCCCCUCCACGACGCGGCUGAGAACGGAGAGCUGGAGUGCUGCCAGAUCCUGGUGGUGAACGGUGUGGACCUGGCCAUCCGAGACCAAGAUGGCUUCACGGCGGCAGACCUGGCGGAGUACAACGGACACCCGCAGUGUGCCAAGUACCUGCGCACUGUGGAGAACAUGAGCGUGGAGCACCGUGUGCUGUCCAGGGACCCCUCCACGGACCUGGAGUACAAGCAGCAGCCGGACUCAGGCCUGUCCUCCCCCAACGCCACCAUGCCGGCCUCCGCAGCCCCCGCCACCCACUUCGACCUGGGCUCGCCCUCCAGCUCCCUCUCCAACUACGACUCGGCCAACUCCAGUCAGUCCAGCACCGGGGAGAAGAGGAGCUCUGUGCCGCCUCCCCCCUCCAAGCUCGCCACAGCCCCAACAGAGUCGGCCAUCACAGACAUGCAGGCCUACAUGAACAUGCUGGACCCAGACCCGUCGAGCUCCACACAGCAGCAGCAGCAGCAGGAGAAGGCCAAGGAGCAGGUGAAGAACAACACCAAAGCAACCUCCACGAGCGAGCCGCUCCCCCCGCCGCCCUCCUUCCCUCCUCCUCCACCCCCUCAGGGCACCGUGUCUCGGCCCCCACCGCCCCCCGCCUACCCUCCUCCCCAGCCGCCUGAGGACGACGCUUCGGCCGAGAUGUACCUGAAGGUGAAGAGCAACCUGCGCCAUGUGGACAGCGACGGCCCCAAGAAACAGGCACCACCGCCAGUACUAGACCACUCUGAGCGCCUGAGGAGGGUGGACUCAAACAGGAAGUCCAGGAGCUUCAACAAGCAGCCCAGCACUGGGGACUACUACAAGGCCUUGGGCCACGACUCACCAGACACGCCAGCCACCAGGAGCCUCCACAUGGCCCCGAACGAGGAGGGUUCCAUGCUAUUGGAGGAGCCAGCAGAGACCAGUCCGAGCACAGCGAACGGCACAACGGAGGAGAUGCCCCUGCCUCCUCCUCCUCCCCCACUGCCCUCCAGCAACCCCACCCCCCCUCCUCCUCCACCUCCGCCUCUGCCCUCAGGAGGGCUGCCCUGCACCCCUUCUCGCUCCGCCAGCAGCCCACCGCCAGGAGCUGCCUCCACCCAGCGACGCUCAUCCUCCUCCGGAAGUUCGAAAUCCUUCAACAUGAUGUCCCCCACCGGUGACAAUUCAGAGCUGCUGGCUGAAAUUAAAGCAGGGAAGAGCCUGAAACCAACGCCCCAGAGCAAAGGAUACACCACUGUCUUCUCCAACAGCAGCAACCCUGGCAGUCCCGAGAGCCAGCCAUCACCACCUCAGACGCGCGCUGCACACUCGACGAAGACUUAUAACUCAUCCCCGCCUGUAUCCAACGCUCCAACCCCGUCUCCCAAACCUGCACCCAUGGCACCCACCACCACCACCCCCACCACCCCCCGCGCCAGCUCCGCCACAGCACCCAGCACGCCCAAGAGCAUGAGCAGCUCGUCCAGCAGUGACCCACUGCCUUCGGCAGCCAUGAACGGCACCUCGAACUCGGGCAGCGGGCAGCCUCGCAAGGGCAGCCUGGUGGACGUGGAGGCGCUGGUGCCAACCCACGAUGAGCAAGGCCGUGCCAUCCCCGAGUGGAAGAGGCAGGUGAUGGUGCGCAAACUGCAGGUCAAGAUGCAGGAGGAAGAGGAGCAUAAACGCAAGGCUGAUGCAGAGGCGGCACGGCUAGCCUCCAUGCCCGCCUGGAGGAGAGACAUCAUGAAGAAGAAGCUGGAGGACGAGAAUGGUAGAAAAGAACAGAAGAGGAAAGAGGAAGAGAAGGCCAAGAUGCAGAAGGAGAGUGUGGAGAAACAGGAGCAGGAGCGACUACGGACCUUAGGCUACGACGAGUCCACACUGGCCCCGUGGCAAAGGCAGAUCAUCCUGAAGAAAGGGGACAUUGUAAAACAAUAGAAGCUCCUCAUCCCACCACUAGCACCACCAGCUCCCCCCUCGCUGCCCCCUGUCCUCUCCUCAGUCACAGCCACUGCCCACCAGGCAACCACAACCACAACUCCAGCCACCCCACCCGCCCGCCCACUUCACAGGUCCCAGGUCUGAUCUGCAACCCCAAUAGGCCAGAAUAAUCUGGACUGACUCCCCAGCCUAGCUUGUUGUUGUAUCAUUGAAGCAUUGCGUCCACCAGCACAGCAUGGUCCGGUGAGCCCAAAGGCUUGCAUACUUUAAAAAAAAAAAGCAUGUACACUCUUCAACCUGCGCCUGCAUAGCUCAUAGAGGAUGGAUGGUAACAAUGCAUGUGGCUGCACAUCAAAUACUGUACUACCAUGCUGAUGGGGAUCGGUUUACUAGACCCGUGUCGUAUCAUCAUAGACUUGUAGUUGCACAUUGUUAUGUGUAUGGUAGACUGAAACCACACCACACGUACAUACAGUACACUACACACAGACUUGUUUUGCUACAUGCUUUGUCCUUUGUAAUUGUGCAGCUACUGUAUAGAUCUCGAUGCAUAUCAUUCUACCGACAUAAAUAUUUCAGCAAAUGUACAGAACUUCUACUACUACUACUACUACUACUAUGACUACUACUACUACUGACUCCAACUAUAUCUGUGCAAUGCUUAUUUCAUUAAUAUAAUAUGCAUAAAUGUGAUGUAUAAAUAUAUCUUCUUGUCUACGUAAGUAUACAUUUAAUCAACCCUACAGGACAAUAUAUGGCACUGAUUCAAUGAGGAAUAUGUUGAUAAUUUCUUUGUUUUUUAGACUGAGAGGUUCCAUAGACAUAAGAGUUUUAAAAUGUGCAAGCAUUUAUCACCCUGAUAAACGAUGAUCAAUAUUUAACAUGACAUAAAGAAACCUAAUUAUAAUCUUGUAUGAAGGCACAUCUUAUUGUUCUCAAUGUUAAGCUUUUUGGCUUAGGCCAGAAAACACUGCCAAACUGGAGAGAGCUCCAAGAAGAGCUGUGUUCAGACUAAGACACACUUACUAGACUCAUCCGCAUGUGCAAUGAGAAACAUGUAUGAAUUUCAGCCGUGCAAUAUUAUUUACAGAGAAUGUGGGCCAUUAACAUGGGCGUAAAGGUUCCCUUGUUAUCACUGUAGCGAUAUGUACUGACUUUUGAAAACAGAUAUAUGGCAUUUCUGGGGUGCAUUUCUCAAAAGCGUAUUGCAACUACAUUAGCUACUUUGUUGGUUGCAAUGAAAUUGCUAAUUGGCAACUACUGAAGUUGCUAACGGCUAACAACUACGCUUUCGAGAAAUGCGCCCCUGUCCUGUUGUUGGACUAAAAACAUGCCUUUGGUUUCAUUACUCUCAGUAUGUUGACCAAAUUAAUGGUAUAUAUGUACAUACUGUCAUCAUCACUAUCAGAUCUCUGUCAUGGCUCUUUCAUAUACUUUCAGAUGGAUAUCAUAAUGAGUGUGCAAUGUCAUUAUUAAUCCCAGCUAAGUACAGUAGACCUCAGAGAAGUGCCGGAUGUGUCUUUUUGAAUGUGUGUACAUAUGGUCUCUGUCCUUUGUCAUAAAAUGUGCUAUAGAUAAACUUGUCAUAUUUUGAGUGUACAUUUUUCGAUUGUAAAAAAAAAACAGACACCUAAAUUAUAUACAUAUAAUAUAUUAAUCUAGUGAUGCAUGGUCCUUGUUGAGUUAUCAAUAUUGAAUUAACUUCAUUGGAUGCCAUAUUGAUGUUGAAAAUUGAAACGAUGUAAACGUCAUUGCCAUUAGAAGAUUUUCUACAUAACUACUGUACAUAGUGAGACUUCCUGAACCAACUGAACACCCCUUUACUGUAACUGUGACCAACAUUGCAUUGGUUUCCUGUUUCAACCUUGCUCACAGAAUAUCUGUUUAUUAAAGUAAAACUUCAUCCACAGACUG
This is a messenger RNA of Engraulis encrasicolus (European anchovy), 4896 nucleotides long. It is a transcript of the gene espn, whose product is annotated as espin. NCBI's taxonomy places the organism in Eukaryota, Metazoa, Chordata, Actinopteri, Clupeiformes, Engraulidae. The record is from RefSeq and is a predicted model, not a curated record. The coding region runs from base 223 to 2979 and encodes 918 amino acids. The transcript has 15 exons. Gene Ontology annotation, molecular function: actin filament binding. Gene Ontology annotation, cellular component: cytoplasm. Gene Ontology annotation, biological process: actin filament bundle assembly.